Molecule: messenger RNA, 2864 nt
Organism: Gambusia affinis (western mosquitofish)
Lineage: Eukaryota; Metazoa; Chordata; Actinopteri; Cyprinodontiformes; Poeciliidae
Gene: gpr132b
Product: G protein-coupled receptor 132b
Exons: 3
Coding region: 1138-2199 (353 amino acids)
Biological process (GO): G protein-coupled receptor signaling pathway; G1/S transition of mitotic cell cycle; negative regulation of G2/M transition of mitotic cell cycle
Cellular component (GO): membrane
Molecular function (GO): G protein-coupled receptor activity
Source: RefSeq, a predicted model, not a curated record
UUUCAAGACAUUUUACAAAACAAACUGGACAUUUUCUGACCCAGAACAUGGUACAGAUUAAAAAUAGUCAUAUUUCAUCACAGAGGAAAAUAUUUAGAAUUUCUUUUUUUUUUUUUUUUUUUUUUGUCGUUUUACAAGUAAAGAAAAUUCAGAAGAUCACAACAGGCCAGCUGAACACAUUUUUUGAGUUUCUGAAGAGAUUUUGUUCUUUUCUAUAAAGUUAACGGAUUAGAUUUCCUGUCGCAGCUCCAGAUCUCCCUGAUGCAACUCACGUCUUCCUUCCACUCAAUUUUAUGUUCAUCUGCUUGGACACAGAACAAUCAGCUUCUUUGUAGCGAUGAGUUGAUUAGCACAUCUAGUAGCGCAUUCACAGAUUGACUAACAGCGCUAAGCCCCGCCUCCUGCCUCUGAUUGGUUGUUUUUGGUGCAUUUUUAUAAAACUUAAAUACUGCAGCUUUAAUUAUUGCACUUUUAUGAAUAUUUUGAAUUUGAUGAACAAAUCAUAACAUGAGUUCCAGUUCUAAUAAAAUCCAGAGUUACCUGGAAUUCCUCGUCCUGGAAGCACGGGGCGACUGUGGGAAGGACCGGCCAGCGACGCCUCGGACCGGCCGCCACUUCCUGUCACCAACUGGGUCCAUUAAACAGCAGAAACAGAACCGCAGCUGGUGAGGAGUAAAUCAUCUCAGGUCACCAUGGUAACCGUAGGUCAGGCCGUCUCCAUGCUGCGCCAGCUGCAGCCACCAGGUGGCGCAGCGGCAGCGUUUUCCCGCUGCUGACUCAAACAUGAAGACCGGGAGGAGGAGGGGCAUCAUGACGGCGGUGACGUCACCCAGGCCGUUUCUGUGAAGGGACGGGACCGUGGCUUCAUUCAGGAGCGGCGCGAGCGCAGAGACGAACCACGCGCAGCUUCACAGACGUGCAGCAGCUCAUGAGAACAAAUUCACCCAGACGACCUGCAGGAGAGAAACUUCCGCAGAAACAGGAACUUCUCUGGCUGUGAGAUGCUGACCACAUGCUGUGAAGGCUGACCUUACCCUGGCCUCUGGAGACGCCAACCCUGGGAUCGGCUUUCUUCCUACAGACUCCAUUCCUGAUUGGCCAGUUGUCUGAAGAGACCCUUGGAUUAGAUUGGCCACCAUGCUGAACGUCACAGGCGGGUCCUCGGGGAACCAGAGCUCAGUCAGCUGUGAGACGCCGUAUGGGGACGACCGGCUGCCGCUGCUGGUUCUCUACAUCGUCGUUCUGGUCGUCGGUCUUCCCGCCAACGUGCUGACUCUCUUCCUCACCUGGCAGCAGGUGAGCAGGAAGAACGUUCUUGGCGUCUACCUGUGGAGCCUGUCGUUGUGCGACCUGACCUACCUGUUCACGCUGCCGCUCUGGGCGGACUACGUCAACAACGGUCACGAAUGGCGGUGGAGCUCGACGGUCUGCAAGCUGACGGGCUACAUCUUCUUCACCAACAUGUACAUCAGCAUCUUCCUGCUGUGCUGCAUCUCCUGUGACCGGUACUGGGCGGUGGCCUACAGCCUGGAGUCCCGCGGUCAGCGGCGGCUGUGCCACGCCGUGGUCAUCACAGUGGUUAUCGUCCUGGUGGUGGCCGUGGGCCACAUCGCCGUCUUCACCAUGAGGGAGGGAAACGUCCAAGGCUUGAAGCGCUGCUUCGAGCCGAGCCAGAGGAGCGUCAAGGUGAUGGGCUUCAGCUACGCCCGCUUUGUGAUCGGCUUCCUGCUGCCGCUGCUGCUGCUGGCGGUCACCAACCGCCGCGUCCUAACCAACGUCCAGCGCAGCACGGGCCUCCACGGCGACCAGAAGCGGCGGGUCCAGCGGCUGGCGGUGGCAGUGGUGCUGCUGUUCCUGGUCUGCUUCGGGCCGUACCACCUGAUCCUGCUGGCCCGGGCCGUCAUCACCCAGUUCCCCCAGCUGGUGGGAACGCCCUGCCUGUUUGAGGAGACCAUGUACACGCCCUACACCAUCUCCCUCGGCCUGUCCACCAUCAACAGCGCCGUCAACCCCAUUCUCUACGUCCUGUCCAGCAACAACAUCCGCAAGGAGUGCCGCCGCGGACUCACGCAGAUCUGCGUGCUGGCGUGCCACGGACCGUCGACCAACAGCAGCCAGAUCAAAUCCUUGGAGCUGAAUGCCGGAACCGAUACCGAGAGACAUCCGGUUGGACCAGAAGAGACCUUAGAGAUCAGAUAGAAACGGUUCCUGACCGGACUGCUGAGUCCACAGGCAGGAUCUGGAGUCUAAAGGUUCACACCUAACUCCAGUCCAUUUAUCAAGAAAGUCCGGUUCGGUUGGUACCGGACUUCUGCUGUGAACUAAAUGACCUCGGUCUGGUUCUGUUUGAAUGUGAACUCCAUGGGAACCAGAGACAGUUCCAAAAACAGGAAGUGGACUACAGCGCAGGGCAUUCUGGGUAAAUCCAACCAAAGCUAACAUGCUAGCCUAGCGCUAGCAGCAGAAAUGUCUCCUGGUCUUCAGCCAAAGACUAAAGAGAUAAAAUCUGACGCCUCCAUCUUGUUUCCAUCUGGUGAAGAAGGAAGUUGCUCUUAGUGUCUUCAGAGGUUUUUGUGAGGUUUCCUUCAGUGGUUGUUGGUGCAGCGCCCCCACAGGCCAGGAGGGGAACAGGCUGGUUUGACUCAGAACCACAGCAGCUGCAGGUGGAGCAGAUGUUCUGGUUCCAGUAGAACCGGGUCGACCGGACCACCAGGAGGAUGAACAUUGUGACUCCUCUCUUCGCUUCAGGACUGAUGGAUGAAUUCUGGGACAAAACACGUUCUUAAAAACUGAAACUGAACUUCAGAUGUCUGCUUUUUACCCCAUGAUGUUUGUAACCUGAUUAAAUUUGGAUAAAAGCAGAA